Messenger RNA from Adineta steineri, 656 nucleotides. NCBI's taxonomy places the organism in Eukaryota, Metazoa, Rotifera, Eurotatoria, Adinetida, Adinetidae. The record is from the annotation of a GenBank genome assembly.
AUGGCAGCCAGUUAUCUUCAUCAAUCAACUAAUGAAAUUGAAUAUGUAAAAAUAUUCAUUUCAAUUAUAAUGUUAGCUACUGGAGAAUUUCAUACUGUUGAACAAGCUGAUGAACUUUUUAUUGUUAAAGAAUUUUUAAAACAUAAAGAUAAUCAUUUAUUAUCCGAACGACUCUAUUUUGUGGUUAAUUCCGCAAUAAUACCAGAAUAUCAAGGAAAAAAAUUAGCUAAAUCAUUAGUAUCUGCAGUAUUAAAAAAAGUCAGUGAAUAUGUAUACUGAUUUUGGAUUUAAACCUGAUAUGCGUACAAAAGAUGGUGAAAAAGGUUGGAAAAUAAUAAGUGACCUAUGUAAACGAGAUUUUUUUGAUAAUCAAUAAAUAAUUUUAACAAAGAAAAAGAUUUCAAUUGAAUAUAUAUAUUUAUUCGAUUAUAACUAUUGUUCAAUAGUGACAUCUCGUAUUCUUUAAUUUGAUAAAAAUUCGUAUAAUUUACUACCAAUAAAAUACUUUAAAAUGUAAACGAAAUCUCGAAUAUUCAAUAUGUAUCAGUAUCAUUUUAAUCUUGAUAUUAAUCUUACAACUAAAUUUUGUUUCGAUUCUUUUUCUUUUUGUAGGAUGAUAAUUUUCUUCGGGUUACGUAUUUCAUCAUUUUUGUUCA